AUGUCCGAGAAGCCGAAGUACAAGUAUAUUUUGUACAGUUACUUCCGCAGCUCCUGCUCGGCCCGGAUUCGCAUCGCAGCCAAUCUAAAGAGCAUUCCACUCGAGUACAAAUAUAUCCACUUGGUCAAAGGCGAGCAGCAUGGCAAAGACUAUGUUGCCUUGAACCCAAGUGAGUCUGUGCCUACUCUGAUCGUGAACGACAUAGAAACGGGCAACGAAGUCACCCGGAUCAGACAGUCGGUAGCCAUCUUGGAAUUCUUCGAGGAGGUUGAACAGCGAAAUGAGGUCAAGCUGCUUCCCGGCCCAGAUGAUGGAGUGGCAAGAGCCAGGGUCAGGGAGCUGGUGAAUAUUGUGGCUUGCGAUAUUCAACCCGUCACGAAUUUACGUGUGUUGAAUUUCAUCAAACCUCUCAACAUCGAGGCCAAGCAGUGGCAGCAGCACUUCAUGGCCAUGGGGCUCCGAGCAUAUGAGGAACUGGUGAAGGCCUAUGGCGGCAAGUACAGUGUUGGUGAUACAGUGACUAUGGCAGACUGCUCCCUUGCUCCAGCAAUAGAUGGUGCUCUCAGAUUUGGUGUGGACGUCCAAGGCCAAUUUCCGCGUAUGUGGAGGGUCUGGGAAGAGAUCAAGCAGUUGGAUGCGUUCAAGAAUGGGAGGUGGGAUAACCAGGAAGACACUCCGGAAGAUCUCAGGGCCAAAGAGUAA
Molecule: messenger RNA, 702 nt
Organism: Fonsecaea erecta
Lineage: Eukaryota; Fungi; Ascomycota; Eurotiomycetes; Chaetothyriales; Herpotrichiellaceae
Product: maleylacetoacetate isomerase
Exons: 1
Coding region: 1-702 (233 amino acids)
Biological process (GO): L-phenylalanine catabolic process; glutathione metabolic process
Cellular component (GO): cytoplasm; mitochondrion
Molecular function (GO): maleylacetoacetate isomerase activity; glutathione transferase activity
Source: RefSeq, a predicted model, not a curated record